This is a messenger RNA of Ctenopharyngodon idella (grass carp), 2183 nucleotides long. RefSeq names its product low density lipoprotein receptor-related protein associated protein 1 (gene lrpap1). Gene Ontology annotation, biological process: negative regulation of receptor internalization; negative regulation of very-low-density lipoprotein particle clearance. The record is from RefSeq and is a predicted model, not a curated record. The transcript has 8 exons. Lineage: Eukaryota; Metazoa; Chordata; Actinopteri; Cypriniformes; Xenocyprididae. Gene Ontology annotation, molecular function: very-low-density lipoprotein particle receptor binding; receptor antagonist activity; lipase binding. Bases 113 to 1156 code for a protein of 347 amino acids. Gene Ontology annotation, cellular component: endoplasmic reticulum; plasma membrane; cis-Golgi network.
AGCAUGUGAACGCCGUAUGAUUCCCUUAGCGCUUCCUGAAUAGCGCCGCAGAUGCUCUAGAAAACAUUACACACUUACGCUUUGUUUACUAAUUCGCCUCUUGUGUGUUAGAAUGAAAAUGCGGUUUAUAAUUUUGAUAUCUUUGUUUGUUAUUGGAGCAAUGGCGGGGAAGUACUCGAAAGAGAUGAAUGAACAAAAGGCAUCUGAUAAAAGCAAUAAUCAGGUGGAAUUCAGAAUUGCCAAACUUAAUCAGAUCUGGGAAAAGGCGAUAAGGAUGCAGCUUGCACCGGUGCGGCUGUCAGAACUGCACAGUGACUUGAAGAUCCAGGAGAAAGACGAGCUUCAGUGGAAAAAACUGAAAGCAGAAGGGUUGGACGAGGACGGAGAGAGAGAAGCCAAGCUCAGACGCAAUUUUAAUAUUAUUCUGGCAAAGUAUGGAAUGGAUGGGAAAAAAGACACCCGGAUGUUGGACAGCAACAGACUGAAAGAUCAUGAUGUUAAUGAGGGAGAUACAUUUGAUGACCCAAGGCUGGACAAGCUGUGGAACAAGGCCAAGACUUCUGGAAAGUUCUCUGACGAGGAACUCCAGACCCUUCAAAGAGAAUUCAAGCACCACAAAGACAGAAUCAAUGAGUAUAACAUUGUCAUGGACACUGUCAGCCGGACCGAAGAGAUCCAUAAGAAUGUAAUCAGUCCUCUGGAGGGCGAAGCGAAGGAACAUGUUCUCCAUCAGAAACAUGCAGAUCUGAAGCAGAGAAUGAGGGACCUUAACCAGGGCUUUGAACGACUCCGCAAGAUCACCCAUGAGGGUUACAGUGCAGACAGCGAAUUUAAGGAGCCAAGAGUCAUAGAACUUUGGGAAAUGGCAAAACGAUCUAAUCUGAGUGAAGACGAACUGGAUUCUCUUAAAGAGGAACUUAGACACUUUGAAACAAAGGUGGAGAAGCACCAGCACUAUCAGGAGCAGCUGGAACUGUCUCAUCAGAAACUGAAGCAUGUGGAAGCCCUGGGAGACAAAGAACACAUCAUGAGAAACAAAGAAAAAUACAACACUCUUGCUGAGAAAGCACGAGAAAUGGGAUACAAGAUGAAGAAACACUUACAGGAUUUGACGAAUAAGAUUUCCCAAAAUGGAUUGCAACACAACGAACUCUGAACACUACUGUUAGCAAUAAUCAUUCAUAGGUCACAAAUGCAGUAUUCUAAAAUGAUAUCCAACACAGAUUGGCUGGGGUUAUAAAGGUACGGCAUAUUGGACAUGAAUUUAACAUUUCCAGUGGGAUGCUAGACUAUUUGGUAAAUUAUGAUUUUUUUUUUUUUAAAUGGUACUCUAGUGAUCAGUUCUGCUUUUUUGCUCAUUUCCCAUUUUAUGUUUGUACAGCAAAUGGCUACAAGAUGGUUUAGCCAGCAAACUGAUGUAUGUUAUCCACAUUCUAUUAAUUGUGGAAAAAUGUGUUUGUGGCUCAAUUUAUGUUUAAUAAUAGUUGCUUAACAACAGCAAACGCACAUGGAAACGUGUAGCAUCUCACAAACGUGGGUGCAAAAUAAUUUAACAUUCCUCUACAACAUAUGCACAUGGCAUAAAGCUUUCACACAUGAAAAAGCUUUCAAAGUUUUCAAUAUAAACUUUUUAAGCUUUCAUUUUAAUAUACCCCAAUCCUGAGCAUCCUAAGAUUUAAAUGUUGCAGAAUAAUACCCCUUCAUGAACAACAGUGCAAUAGUUGUUAACAGCUAAACUUUGUCAGGAAAAAGGUGUACUGCAGUGGAGAAAGAGAAGCUGAGCUCACGCACUACAUUAGUUAUAUUUGGCAAGGCAGACCUUGAGUCAACCAUAAUAUUGACUGAAUCAUUAAAUAGAUUUGGGUACAUGGGGCAUUUCUAUGAUUGACAUUGUUUGUCCCAAGGUAGACCUGAAUCAACAUCCUCAUGGUUUAAACAGUCCCAUGAAGUAGACACUGAGAUUUGUCAUAAAAAUUCUAAUUUAACCCACACUAAUUCUUUAAUCUAUGACACUGUUAUUACUAAUCUAACAAAAGUUCUUCAUAUUCAUACGAAUCCUGUAAUCCACUAUCGUAAUGAAUGAUCAGGAAUGUGAUCUCCACAAAUAAUUAGAAAGCUUUUGUACAAGUCCAUGUUCUGCUCAUUUCAUGUUGCACAUUUCAUAAUAAAACAAACUUCCCGAG